This is a messenger RNA of Mytilinidion resinicola, 780 nucleotides long. RefSeq lists its product as uncharacterized. The transcript has a single exon. Lineage: Eukaryota; Fungi; Ascomycota; Dothideomycetes; Mytilinidiales; Mytilinidiaceae. Bases 324 to 509 code for a protein of 61 amino acids. The record is from RefSeq and is a predicted model, not a curated record.
UAGAGAGGGCGGAGAUGCCGUUUGAUCAUAUUAAUGCGAUGCAGGAUAAAUGAGCCUGAUGUUGCGGAUGGAAUAGGAAUACAAGCAAAGUUUCUUGGACUUGAGUGUUGAAUCGAGGGAGUGGUUUUAUGUGAGUGAGUGAGUGAGUAAGGGAGGGAAAGAUAUGCAUCGAAUUGAUAUCGGUAAGCUGGAGAGCUUGCUCAUCCUCUUUACGAUACAUACCCAGUUUCCCUUUUCUUUUCAUCUCUCCCUCAACCCCUCAUCACAUUCCCACUCGCUCCCUCUCGCCAAAAAUCACGUGAAUAUCACGUGUUCUAACACCCAUGACCACCUCCGUAACUUCUUUACCACCGCCAUCCUCCUUUUUCCCGCCCAAAUGCCUUCCACCCCAAACUCAACUUCCCAUACAAAGUAUAUCACCACACCGCUUCAGCCCUUCUAGCCCAACACCAAUUCCAUCGCCUCGCACCCUAGCACCCAAGACUCAACAUCCCUGCACCGCAUUUUAGGCCUAAUCCCUCCCGCAGCAGGGAUGCUCAGUCCCCACCCGCGCUCGGCAGAUGAACAGGCUUCCGGGACUUAGACCGGGACGGGAUGGGGAGUCACUUGUGGAGGAAUCAGGCCACUUGGGUGUGGGGGGUAUGAUUCGUGUGAGGGAGUGGCGUUUUGGGGGGCGAUGGGAUGGGCGCAUGGGGUUGCUUGCGCAGAUGCUUGGUUAUAUUAUGCAGCGACUGCCUUGGUUGAGGGAUCGGUCGGACUGUAUCAUCUAAUUUAGUCCAC